AAGUUUUUUCAGAUAAAGGAAAAAAAAAAGGAGAGCAGUAAAGAAAAGAAAUUUGGCAAUAUGAAUUGAAAUGGAAAAGAGAGAUGAAAAAAAAAAACCAUCAUCCAUGACGCAGAGCACAAAAAAAUAUCAUUAAUCAAACCAAACAUACAUCCAAUCCGCAGCACCGUAUCAACGGAUAGUCGCUAUAAUUUAUGAGAUCCUGAUCGAGGAAAAAGAAAUAAAAAAAUUCCUGUGAUCAAUGGGGGGCCAGAAAACUCCUUCCCCCUCCUCCUCCUCCUCCUCCUCCUCCUCCUCCUGGUUUUCUCACUUCUGCUCCUCAGCUCUCAGGACCAAACCUAUAAAUUCUCCACUUGACACCAUCCUCGUCUCUCGUAAUUCCACUGAUGCCCUCGUCCGUCGCCUCGGCCUCCUCGAUCUCAUCCUCCUUGGCGUUGGUGCCUCCAUCGGCGCCGGCAUCUUUGUUGUCACCGGGACCGUCGCUCGCGACGCUGGGCCUGGGGUAACAUUCAGUUUUAUACUAGCUGGGUUAUCGUGUGUGUUGAAUGCACUGUGUUACGCAGAGUUGGCUUCACGUUUACCUGCUGUUGUUGGAGGAGCAUACCUGUACGCAUACUCAGCUUUCAAUGAGCUUACUGCUUUUCUUGUUUUUGGGCAGUUGAUGAUUGAUUAUCACAUUGGGGCAGCUAGUAUAGCAAGAAGCUUAGCAAGUUAUGUUGUUACGAUUUUAGAGAUGUUCCCUAUUUUUAAAGAUAAUAUUCCGAGUUGGAUUGGACAUGGUGGUGAAGAGUUCUUCGGAGGAACUCUUUCCAUAAAUUUGUUAGCGCCAUUUUUACUUGCUCUUUUGACUGUAAUUUUGUGCUUGGGUGUUGGAGAAUCUUCGAUUGUGAACUCUUUCAUGACUGUAUUAAAGGUUAUCAUUGUUAUCAUUGUAAUCUUUGUGGGUGCUUUUGAGGUUGAUGUUUCGAACUGGUCACCUUUUGCUCCACAUGGUGUUAAGGAAAUAUUAACCGGAGCCACUGUAGUGUUCUUUGCAUACGUUGGGUUUGAUGCAGUUGCAAAUUCAGCUGAAGAAUCUAGGAGACCACAGCGGGACCUGCCGCUAGGCAUCAUUGGAAGUCUUGUCAUAUGUAUUGCACUUUAUAUUGGAGUCUGUUUGGUGCUCACUGGGAUGGUGCCUUACUAUCUCCUUGGGGAAGAUGCUCCAUUGGCUGAGGCUUUCACCUCUAAGGGCUUGAAAUAUGUUUCUAUUUUAAUCAGCAUAGGUGCUGUUGCUGGACUUACAACGACCCUUUUAGUUGGUCUUUACGUUCAGUCUCGAUUAUAUCUGGGUCUUGGAAGGGAUGGUUUACUGCCUUCUUUAUUUUCUAAAGUGCACCCAACACGUCAUACUCCUAUUCAUUCUCAAGUCUGGGUUGGUAUUGUUGCUGGCACUCUGGGAGGGUUGUUUAAUGUGCACGUGCUCUCACACAUUCUGUCAGUUGGUGCAUUGACAGGUUAUUCUGUUGUUUCAGCAUGCGUCCUAGCCCUUCGCUGGAAGGAUAAGACAGCGAGUCAAUUUUCUUCAAGAUGGACUUCAGCAUGGAGGGAAGGGGUUCUUUGCAUUGUCACAGUUGCCUGCUGUGGUUUUGCUGCUGGACUCUUCUACCGUUUUAGUGCUUCAUUUAUUUUUCUGGUCGUGGCAGUUGUUAUAGCUAUACUUGCUACUGCUGCUCUUUGUUGCCGUCAGACUUACACCAACCCUCCAGGGUUUUCGUGUCCUGGGGUUCCCAUUGUGCCAGCUGUUUGCGUCUUCUUCAACAUGUUCCUGUUUGCUCAGUUGCACCAUGAAGCCUGGGUGAGAUUUGUUGUCCUGAGCAUUAUCAUGGUUGGAAUAUAUGCAUUCUACGGGCAGUAUCAUGCCAAACCAGAGAAAUCCCAUGCGUAAAAAUAUCACGAGAGUCUCGGGAUUGAAGGAUGAAAAUAACAGAAUCCCCAGGAGGAACAUCUUGCCGAUGAACGUCUCUCUGUUAAGUGCUCGAGCUCUCCUUGCCUUUACCAGUUUUCCGUUCCACAGUCCACAUCUCCCUAACAUUCUCCAAAACCAUGUCGUAGAGUAGAUCGAAUGCCCUCACAUGUGCAAGAAGCUGCCUCUUAUUACGCAAACCGACUCCUGACAGCAGUUGACGUAGAAAGACUACUGAGGACGGAGAAGAGCUAUUGAAGAAAACAUUUUGUAAGUCACUAAAUCAUCGGGCCAAAUUUUGUCCCGUUGAAGCUAGAACCUCAUGAUCGGAUCUUAAGAAGCAACAUUCAGGGUGUAUUAACGAGAAAAUUCUUUCCCA
Messenger RNA from Populus nigra (black poplar), 2324 nucleotides. RefSeq names its product cationic amino acid transporter 9, chloroplastic. Gene Ontology annotation, cellular component: membrane. Bases 242 to 1927 code for a protein of 561 amino acids. Gene Ontology annotation, biological process: transmembrane transport; amino acid transport. The transcript is spliced from 9 exons. Gene Ontology annotation, molecular function: amino acid transmembrane transporter activity. NCBI's taxonomy places the organism in Eukaryota, Viridiplantae, Streptophyta, Magnoliopsida, Malpighiales, Salicaceae. The record is from RefSeq and is a predicted model, not a curated record.